Molecule: messenger RNA, 913 nt
Organism: Cricetulus griseus (Chinese hamster)
Lineage: Eukaryota; Metazoa; Chordata; Mammalia; Rodentia; Cricetidae
Source: RefSeq, a predicted model, not a curated record
GGUUGUGUUGUUUUUAAUUCUUCCUGUUUCCUGGCCCCACAGGUCCAUUCUGAUGAUGAAGUCUUUGAAAGAGGACUAAGUGCACUGGUACAAUUAAGUGUGGUCGUUGGCCCAUCUCUGAACGGCCAUCUGAAACUUCUGCUUACAAGUCUUUCCAAGAGGCUAAUGGACAAAAAAUUCAAAGAACCCAUCACCAGUGCCUUGCAAAAGUUGGAGCAGCAUGGCGGGAGUGCAAGUCUUAUUGUCAUCAAAUCCAAAAUCCCAACAUAUUGCUCUAUCUGCUGUUGAAUAAGGGAGCCAGCAAAAGCCAUGCUGCUUUCUCAGACCCCAAAGGUGGCUUCAGUGGGCCUCUCCUGAGGACCCUGUCCAGUCCAGAGAACUCCUUGUGCAAGAUGUUUGUCAACAAAAAGCACAGGUGCUAAUGGAAAGCAAUUAAAGUACUCAUGAAAAAGUUGACUGCUGUGAGGCUUUCUCAUCUUGAUCAUCUGUGUGAAUUUACGGAUCUUAUCUAUGAGCAUAUUUUCCAAUGUAUUUUUAUUUAUAGCCAUUAUGAAGAUCACUUUGUAGCUGUGCACUUAUUUUAUAGGUUGGUUUUGGCCAUUUCUUGUUUUUUUAUAUUUAUCAAGACUGAAAGAAUUUAAGAUAGCAAGUAAACAUUUGUGACUUCUCUAUUAGAUGGGAUGUGCAAAUGUGUAUUUUAUAAUGUGGAAUGCUUGGGAACCUCUUUUCCUUCCUGAAUAUUCUAGUUUAAAAACCUUGUAAAUGUGAAAAUUCUAUUACAAGUAUAUUGUUUAUUACAACUUGUUAAAACCACCUAAGCUCUAAGUAAAUGUUAUUUUUACAUUUCAUAGGCUGAAAAUACUUAUGAUGUACAAUAUGCGAUAUUAAAUUAAAAUCUUAAAACUUAGAUGUA